Messenger RNA from Mangifera indica (mango), 1969 nucleotides. RefSeq names its product protein SHORT-ROOT-like. Lineage: Eukaryota; Viridiplantae; Streptophyta; Magnoliopsida; Sapindales; Anacardiaceae. The record is from RefSeq and is a predicted model, not a curated record. Gene Ontology annotation, cellular component: nucleus. The transcript has a single exon. Gene Ontology annotation, molecular function: sequence-specific DNA binding; DNA-binding transcription factor activity. The coding region runs from base 248 to 1735 and encodes 495 amino acids. Gene Ontology annotation, biological process: regulation of DNA-templated transcription; asymmetric cell division; negative regulation of mitotic cell cycle.
AAAAGAGAAGCACUGUUUUUGCUAUUUUACUAAAAGAUUCCCAUCUUCUGCUUUCUUAUAUUGUGUUAAUGAAAAAACUUAAACUAAAAUCCAAUCUUAAGAUCCUCCUUUAAUCAUUUCUCCUGUCCUAAUUUCACUGUUUAAAACUCAAAAACAUCACCCUCUUCCUUCUGUUCAAAUCCCCCCCAAAAAAUAACCGUUCUCACUUGAUACAAACUGAUAUUUGAUGUUGCUUCUUUCAUGUUAAAUGGAUACUUUGUUUAGACUUGUUAGUCUCCAAUCCGAUCAAUCUUUCAACUCUAGCAGAACCUCAAGUAGCUCUAGAUCCUCCAGACAAAACAACCACAACAAUCACUACCAGCAAGAAGACGAAGAAUGCUUCAAUGAUUUCAUGGAUGAAGAAGACUUCUCCUCGUCUUCUUCCAAACACUACUAUCCUUAUCAUCAACCCCACCCUUCUAACACCACCACAACAGCCACCGCCAGCACCACUAACACUAGCACCCCUACCCAUCAACCUUUUGAGCCCACUGACUUCUCUUUCUCUCCUGCUUGUGACCUCAGUUUCGAAUUCUCUUCUCACUGGGCUACCAAUAUUCUCCUCGAAACUGCACGCGCUAUUGCCGAUAAAAACAGUGCUCGCGUUCAGCAAUUGAUGUGGAUGCUCAACGAACUCAGCUCACCCUAUGGUGACACCGAUCAAAAGCUCGCUUCCUACUUUCUUCAAGCCUUGUUUAGUCGCAUGACGGAUUCUGGAGAACGGUGUUACCGUACUUUAGCUUCUGCUUCGGAAAAAACUUGCUCUUUUGAGUCAACAAGAAAAAUGGUAUUGAAGUUUCAAGAGGUAAGUCCUUGGACUACUUUUGGUCAUGUAGCUUGUAAUGGUGCAAUUAUGGAAGCUUUUGAAGGUGAAAACAAUUUACAUAUCAUCGAUAUUAGUAAUACAUAUUGCACACAAUGGCCUACUUUUCUCGAAGCCCUAGCCACUCGUACGGACGAGACCCCGCACCUGAGGCUAACCACUGUUGUGGCUACAAAAUCCACUGGUGGUGGAAGUUUAGUCACUGUGCAAAAAGUAAUGACAGAAAUAGGUAACCGAAUGGAAAAAUUUGCUAGGCUUAUGGGUGUGCCUUUUAAAUUCAAUGUUAUUUAUCAUGUUGGUGAUUUAUCUGAUCUAAAUUUAGCUGAACUAGAUAUCAGAAAAGAUGAAGCUCUAGCUAUAAACUGUAUUGGUGCUUUCCAUACAAUCAAAGCCGUUGAUAAUCGUAGAGAUAUUCUGAUAUCAAGUUUAAGAAGACUACAACCAAGAAUAAUCACUGUUGUUGAAGAAGAAGCCGAUCUUGAUAUGGGUAGUGAUGGCUUUGAAUUUCUUAAGGGUUUUGAAGAAUGUGUCAGAUGGUUUAGGGUUUAUUUUGAGUCAUUAGAUGAAAGUUUCUCAAGAACAAGCAAUGAAAGAUUGAUGCUUGAGCGGGCAGCCGGCCGUGCAAUGGUGGACCUAGUGGCGUGUCAACCAUCGGAAUCGAUCGAACGGAGAGAGUCGUCCACGCGCUGGUCGCAACGUCUCCAUGCAGCAGGGUUUAUCCCUAGCAUGCUGAGCGAUGAAGUGUGUGAUGACAUACGCGCCUUGUUGAGGAGGUACAAGGAAGGCUGGUCAAUGGCACAGUGCCCGGAUGCUGGAAUAUUCUUGUUGUGGAAAGAGCAGAAGGUGGUUUGGGCGAGUGCAUGGAGGCCUUGAUUGAUUGAUCUGAUGAUUGAAGAUUGAAGAAACAUUGAUGAAGAUCCAGAUGAAUCAAUCGUGUUAAUUUUCUUAAAAAGCUUAAUUGGACCCAUGGUUUUGGAGUUGGAGAGUGAUUAAAUUCGCACGUGUGACAUGGUUUUUCCUCAUUAGCACGUGCAUGCAUGGGUGGGAGAUUGUUUAUUAAGCUUAAGUGUGUUAAUUGAUUAAUAUUAGAAGAAGAAAUUAAAAUCA